AUGGAGAGCCGGUUUUGGCUAUGGGAGAACUUGCUGUUGCUUAUAAUUAUACUAAGCCAGUCCUCUGUGGCCAGUCUGGUGGGCCAGCCCUCCGUCGCCAGUCAGGUGGGCCAGCCCUCCGUCGCCAGUCAGGUGGGCCAGCCCUCCGUCGCCAGUCAGGUGGGCCAGCCCUCCGUCGCCAGUCAGGUGGGCCAGCCCUCCGUCGCCAGUCAGGUGGGCCAGCCCUCCGUCGCCAGUCAGGUGGGCCAGCCCUCCGUCGCCAGUCAGGUGGGCCAGCCCUCCGUCGCCAGUCAGGUGGGCCAGCCCUCCGUCGCCAGUCAGGUGGGCCAGCCCUCCGUCGCCAGUCAGGUGGGCCAGCCCUCCGUCGCCAGUCAGGUGGGCCAGCCCUCCGUCGCCAGUCAGGUGGGCCAGUCCUCCGUCGCCAGUCAGGUGGGCCAGUCCUCCGUCGCCAGUCAGGUGGGCCAGUCCUCCGUCGCCAGUCAGGUGGGCCAGUCCUCCGUCGCCAGUCAGGUGGGCCAGUCCUCCGUCGCCAGUCAGGUGGGCCAGUCCUCCGUCGCCAGUCAGGUGGGCCAGUCCUCCGUCGCCAGUCAGGUGGGCCAGUCCUCCGUCGCCAGUCAGGUGGGCCAGUCCUCCGUCGCCAGUCAGGUGGGCCAGUCCUCCGUCGCCAGUCAGGUGGGCCAGUCCUCCGUCGCCAGUCAGGUGGGCCAGUCCUCCGUCGCCAGUCAGGUGGGCCAGUCCUCCGUCGCCAGUCAGGUGGGCCAGUCCUCCGUCGCCAGUCAGGUGGGCCAGUCCUCCGUCGCCAGUCAGGUGGGCCAGUCCUCCGUCGCCAGUCAGGUGGGCCAGCCCUCCGUCGCCAGUCAGGUGGGCCAGCCCUCCGUCGCCAGUCAGGUGGGCCAGCCCUCCGUCGCCAGUCAGGUGGGCCAGCCCUCCGUCGCCAGUCAGGUGGGCCAGUCCUCCGUCGCCAGUCAGGUGCUCCAGUCCUCCGUCGCCACUCCACUUGGCCAGCACUCUGUUCCCUCAGUGGAAUCAGACCAGCGGAGCCUCCCACGUGGUGCCCAUCAGGAGACUGACUGGAAGAGCGAAGGGUAUCUUGCAGUGACGGUCACUUCCAGCAGGACGCGAGUAACUGUGGCUGUUAACCAAAAUGUGGUUGUGGAGGUCGACGAUGGGGCGGCGAACGGCACGGAUGAAGUUGCGAACGCCGGGCUGUAUUUUGUUCUGGUGAACCAAUACGACGGUAGUGUGAUAAUGAACAGGAAGUUCAACGUUCACAAGUACGCAGACAGCUUGGGUCUGCCCUCCCUGCUGGCCUCCGUCUCCAGGGACAGAGUGAUGAUAUUCGCUGUUAAAACUGAUGCGGGUCUCAACAUGCCUAGAGGGGUGAGACAGCUGCUGCAGGAGCUGGGGUCCCUCAGGGCGCACCGUCUGCCCUUCAGGGGUUUCAUGGCAUGGGUCCUCAUGUCCUGGGGGCGCUCCUUGGGGGAGGCGCUUGUUGACCGGUCAGGGACCUCCCCUGGCGAGUGGCUCAACUCUCCCAGGACCUCCACACAUCAGGGCUUGUUUGACUUGAUAGAGGAAAAUGGCGACGUCUUCGCCUCUCCUGUACACCUGGAGGUCACACUGCCGCUAGUUAACCAAGACUGCUGGAGGGACCGAAGAGGCAAGGAAGGCGAGCGAGCCAGGUUCUGCCGGAUGUUUGACGGUUACGGAGACCUGUGUAGCUGCGACCAUCCGGCUCCCCUGACCUACCCGACCUUACAGUUAAAGAACAGUGUUAUUGAGGAUGUUCCCGUAGCCGUCAUCGCCAGCUCCAGGCCCCAGGCACUCUACAGGUGCCUGGUGACGGUGCUGAGGCAGGAGGGGGGAGACAGAGGGCGGGUCUUGGUGCUCAUUGACGGCAACAACAACCAGAUGGUUCAGCUUCUGACCCUCCUACAGGUCAACUACCAGAUACACAACAUGGAGAGCGAGAGCUUCGUCAGCAGCUCUGCGCGCAUUUCCCUCCACUACCGCUUCGCUCUCCAGGCGGUGUUCGCCGCCUUUCCCGCCGCUUCCAGAGCCAUUAUCCUCGAGGAGGACAUACUGGCCGCCCCGGACUUCUUCAGUUACUUCAACCAGACCUCUUGGCUCCUGGACGCGGACCCCAGCCUCUUCUGCAUCAGUGCCUGGAAUGACCUGGGUGCGCUGCACACUGCCAGGCACCCUUCCAGGCUGUACAGGGUGGAGACCCACGCCGGGUACGGCUGGAUGCUCACCAGGAACUUCUUCGACGAGAUCUACCCGAAGUGGCAGAGCUCCCGCAAGAAGCACGACUGGGACAUCUGGCUUCGCAGCACGCAGAUCAGAGCCGGCCGGGAGUGCGUGGUGCCUGAUGUCUCCCGCACCUUCCACAACGGGAUAUCCGGCACCCAUAUCAAAGGGGUCUUGACCCACGCCUACUUCACCGCCCAUCCUGUCACCGCUACUCGCGCCCUUCGUCUCCACCAUGUUCAUAGGCUGCAGCUGAUGGAGUACGAGGAGGACCUCUACCGGACCCUCGAGGGCGACAACGUGUUCUUCCUUAACAAUAUCAAGCAUCCCUGCAGUAAGGCUUAUCUCCCCAGGAACUUUACGACGGGUCCAGUGGUGGUGUUCCUCACCAUGACGAGCAAAGAUCACCACAACGGCUGGAAGAAGUUUGCCAGCUGUAUGGGCGUGUGGGGCAUGGACCAUCGCUCCCAUCACCGAGGACUCUUCCGCAUGACCUUCUACCACACAGAGCUCUACAUCAUUGGGUACCCCUACAGUGACUACAGCUACCUGAAGCCAUCGUGGGUACAUGUCAUCACACAGCUCAGAGAGGAGGAGGAAAUUACACUGGGGCGCAGGACGCUGGAGAACAGGGCCAGGUUCAGGAGGGUGGAGCUAGAGCACUUGUCUCCUUAUCUACUUACCGAAGGUUCUACACCGGACCCAAUCUUUUACCGCUAGUGAGUAUGAAAGGGUUGCAUAGCCAUCAAAGAAAAAGAUAAAUAGCAGAUUAAAUGACCACUAGGAAAGAGAGUUCCUGAAAUGUUUGCUUGACUUCAUCUGUAUGUAAAUUGGAAUAUAAAGGAGCAACAGUCUCAAGCUCAACAAGCCACAAUGAAGGAUGGAAACCAGGAGAUGCUUUUUCACCCAUAGUUAUAAAUCCAUGGAAUCACCUACCUGCCAAAGCAGUAAAUGCCAAAACAAAGCUGAAUUCCAAAAUCCAGCUUGACAAAAUCAUUAAGGCAAUUGGGAGGAUUUUCGACAAAUCACUGGCUUCCUGUCCUCAUUGAAGCCAUUAUAAAUAGUGGCCCUUAUCUUGAGAUGAUUUCGGGGCUUAGCGUCCCCGUCCUCGACCAGGCCUCCUUUUUGUUACACAC
Messenger RNA from Procambarus clarkii (red swamp crayfish), 3386 nucleotides. Lineage: Eukaryota; Metazoa; Arthropoda; Malacostraca; Decapoda; Cambaridae. The record is from RefSeq and is a predicted model, not a curated record.